AUGCCCAAGCUGGAAGAGAUAGAUGACUUCGAUGAUAUCGACAACCUGGAGAUGGAUCUCGCCGAGAUCGACCCUAACUUGAAGACGCCCGUGGCGCCAAAAAUCGUGCCAGAAAUUAAAAGAAGCCAAGACGACGAGCCACCGCUAUUUCCUGCGAGUGGGAUGCAGAACAGCGCCUCGACUUCGGCGCAGCCCCCAGUAGUUCAAUUCACGGAGGAGCAGAAACAACAGCUCAAGAAGUUCCAAAUUUUAUAUCCAUGCUACUUUGACAAGAACAGAUCGCACAAGCAGGGCAGAAGAGUGCCGGCGCAAUACGCUGUUGAGAAUCCGCUGGUGCAGACGCUCGCAGACGCUGUCAGUAAGCUGAAAGUGCCAUGCGUUCUAGAGGCGGACAAGUGCCACCCACAAGAUUUCGGAAACCCGGGCAGAGUGCGUCUGUUUCUGAAAGACGAAGGCCAGUCUACAACACCCUCUUUGUUCCAGAACAAGCGCAUGCUCAUGAAGCUUGUCGGGAAGUUUAUGCAAGAGCACCCCACGAUGCUGGAAAAACUGAAAGAAAUUCCACUGGGCCCUGACGCGGAAGGCUACGAACCAAGAAUGGUCCCCAAGGUGAAGGGUUUCGUAAUGAACGAAAUCGUGCCGAUCCACAGUCCCUUCAGCAUGGGUCAUCCAAUGGUCAAAUCUAUCUACGACGCUCCGGCGCCAGUUGCGGCAUCCGAGAAGCCCUUGAAAGCGCCCAAGAAUAAGUACAAGGUGGUGCGGAGAUGA
This is a messenger RNA of Lachancea thermotolerans CBS 6340, 768 nucleotides long. RefSeq names its product RNA-binding signal recognition particle subunit SEC65 (gene SEC65). Gene Ontology annotation, molecular function: 7S RNA binding. Lineage: Eukaryota; Fungi; Ascomycota; Saccharomycetes; Saccharomycetales; Saccharomycetaceae. The record is from RefSeq and is a predicted model, not a curated record. The transcript has a single exon. The coding region runs from base 1 to 768 and encodes 255 amino acids. Gene Ontology annotation, biological process: SRP-dependent cotranslational protein targeting to membrane, signal sequence recognition; SRP-dependent cotranslational protein targeting to membrane. Gene Ontology annotation, cellular component: signal recognition particle, endoplasmic reticulum targeting.